AUGUCUGUUUCUUCCCGCAACGGGGGCUACUCUGCGACUUUUGCUACGCCGUACCAGAAACCUAGUCAUUCUAGCUUUGCAGACGUUCUGGUCAACCCGUUGUCCACCGUGGCCAGCUCAAUAUCCUUGAAAUCUCCCUGGCACCUGGCAAAAAUAGCUCCCAUAAUCCCCGAGCUACCAUAUCUUUACAACGAGAAACAUACCUACUAUCCUCGCUUCAAAACCAAGAAAUUCACCUCAUCGCUGGACCAAUCCUUCCAGAAUGACCCAGCAUCCUCCACAACGUCGGUUUCAUACGCCAAAAUAUUUUAUUCCAGAUUCUACCACAAAAAAUCCAACUCUAGAACUCUCAACUCCAUCAUCUUGUAUAAGAAAAUCGACCCAACCAGCAAAGCGACAUUCCAAUUGGUUGAAGACAAAUUGCACGCCCUAGAGUUCGGUACCAAGGGCCCUCCAUCGUCACUCCAAUUGAUCAAACAAACCGCAACUCUUGUCAACGACCUUCGUCUGUUAAAUCUCGAAAAUACAGUGGAACAUAAUUACGGCAUUCAAAGUGAACCUUAUCUCAUGCUCCAAGAUCCAGAAAUAACAGACGAGAUCUGGUCAGAUCUCACCUUUCUUCGCACAACCCUGGAGUCGGUCCUGGAAACCCUCCUUUGCGAAUCGGACAUUCAAACAGACUCUGUAGAAACUCUUUAUGAACAUUGA
Messenger RNA from Ogataea philodendri, 708 nucleotides. RefSeq lists its product as uncharacterized. The coding region runs from base 1 to 708 and encodes 235 amino acids. The record is from RefSeq and is a predicted model, not a curated record. NCBI's taxonomy places the organism in Eukaryota, Fungi, Ascomycota, Pichiomycetes, Pichiales, Pichiaceae. The transcript has a single exon.